AUGUCGAAAGCAAUCUACAUAUCCCCAAUUGAUGGCAAACCCGGCAAGCCCGGCCAGGUCUACUACCCGCUCUCCCUGCGCACCGUGCCCAAGCCUUCCCCGCAAGGGGGUGAGCUAUUGGUGAAAAUGAUCGCCGCCGCGCUCAACCACCGCGACGUUUUCCUUCGCCAACACCUCUACCCAGGCGUGACUUUCGAUGUGCCCCUGCUCGCAGAUGGAGUCGGUAUCGUUGUCGGAGCCGGCCCUGACGUUCCCAACGCGGAUAAAUGGCAGGGCAAGCGGGUGAUCCUGAGCCCCGGCACUGGCUGGAAGGAUUCGCCGGAUGGGCCAGAAGAGGCGACCGGAUACCGGAUUUUGGGAGGCACAAAGUUCUUGGAUAAGGGAACGCUGCAGGAAUAUGUGACUAUGGAGUACUCAGAGGUCGAGGAGGCCCCCGAGCAUCUCUCGGAUGCCGAAGCGGCGGCUCUGCCCCUGACCGGCUUGACGGGGUGGAGAGCCCUGAUCUCCAAGGCUGGUGAGCGGAACUCUGGAAAGGGUGCUGCUGUUUUGGUUACGGGUAUUGGUGGUGGUGUGGCUCUGAUGGUGCUGCGAUUUGCUGUUGCCAGGGGUGCGCACGUCUUCGUGACGAGCUCGAGCCAGGAGAAGAUCCAGAAGGCUAUUGAGCUGGGUGCUGCCGGUGGAGUUAGCUAUAAGGAAGAAGGUUGGGAAAAGAAGCUGUUGGGUAUGCUCCCUGCUGGUAAGAAGAACUUCGAUGCCAUCAUCGAUGGUGCUGGCGGUGAUUCUGUUGAGAAGUCUGUCAAGCUGCUCAAGGCCGGUGGUGUCCUCUCCGUCUAUGGAAUGACCGUCUCGCCUAAGAUGCCAUUCACAAUGGCGGCUGUUCUCAAGAACAUUGAUGUCCGCGGUUCCACCAUGGGCUCCCGCAAGGAGUUCAAGGAUAUGAUUGAGUUUGUCAACGCCCAGAAGAUUCGUCCUGUGAUUUCGCGAGUGCUUCAAACCGAGCUGGACGACUUGUCUGCGAUUGACGGGCUAUUUGAGGACAUGAAGAAUGGCUCACAGUUUGGUAAACUGGUUAUUGAAUUUGGCAAAGCUGCGGGCAGCAAGUUGUAA
This is a messenger RNA of Penicillium bovifimosum, 1107 nucleotides long. Its product is annotated as putative alcohol dehydrogenase. Lineage: Eukaryota; Fungi; Ascomycota; Eurotiomycetes; Eurotiales; Aspergillaceae. Gene Ontology annotation, molecular function: oxidoreductase activity. The transcript is spliced from 2 exons. Bases 1 to 1107 code for a protein of 368 amino acids. The record is from RefSeq and is a predicted model, not a curated record.